This is a messenger RNA of Vitrella brassicaformis, 1754 nucleotides long. Lineage: Eukaryota; Vitrellaceae. The record is from the annotation of a GenBank genome assembly.
GUGCAAAGCGUUGUGGAUAGCCAUGUCUGUCUGUGGGAGUGUUCUUUGUGUCACUACAGACUGACAUCCUUUCGACACACACUGAUGGAACUGCCUGCCGGUGGUCAAUCGCCAUUCGAUGACAGACAGAGUGUGGCCGUUCGCUCAUAUGCCAGCCGGUCGGCUACUGAGCGAACCAGUCAAUCAAGUCGACACACAAAGACGCACACACAAAGUCAGUCAGUCGGCAGAACAGGGGUUCUGUGCUGUACACCCACAUGCAGGCAGGCAGGCCGAGAGAGAGAGAUGCAUUCAUUGGGCGGAGGGAUGAAAAAGCCCUAGUUAGUAUGCACACAGACAGACAGACAGACAGUCGCCACGCAUCAUGCCAUGGAUCAUCGCAUCAGGCAGAGAGAAAACAAAACAAAAUCGGCACACAAAACCAUACACACACGAAGGAAGGAAUCUAGCGCCGGCCGCUUUGCAGCACUGACAAAUGCUUGCUCCCUCACUGCGCCUUUAUGUCUUCCGCCGUUGUCACCCCAGCACCGUCCUCCUCGCCGCCCUUUUCCCUCUUCAGCUUGUGCCGCUUGCUGAGGUUCUUCCGUAUCCUCUGUGCCGUCCACCAGAUCUGCAGCAGGUAGAGGGCGGCCAUCAUGGCCGAGUAGGCCCAGUGGUGCCUCAUCGCCACAUAGCUCGUGGCCGCAAAACACACCAGCCGGCCCACAUACCAGGUGGCGACCUCCAGGCCAUUGACGUGCGGCGCCAAGGGGGUGCUCUGCACAUACGGCCGCACCAUCCGCAGGCUGCUGUUGAGCUCCACGACGCUCACGGUGAUGCUGUUGACGAUCUUCUCCCACUCCUCAAAGUGCAUCAGGGCGUACGCGAAGAGGCCGGCGCAGCAGAGGUGGUGCAGGACGAUCUGCCAGACGCCCCCGAUGCGUGUGACCGAGGGGUCGGCGCACACCCACACACACUCGAUCAGCAGGUAGAGGACCAGCAGGCCGCCAGAGGCCUGGUAGUAACGGGGCAAAACAAACGAGAGGAGCGCGCCGACGAUGAACUGGGCAUUGUAGAGGACCGCAUAGAUGUGAUUCGCACGCAGACCCUAAAGGACAGAGUCCACACACAGGCACACAAACACACACGCACACAGAGUGUGUGUGUGUCCAUCCCUCCCCUCUGAGUGGGCGGUGAGCGCACCUUGAUGGUGCCGUUGAAUGACUGCGACAGCGCCCUGUCCCAAGCGCCUAUGGCCCCGAUAGCCAAACACGCGUGCAGCACGAUCGCCACACACGGCCCUAUCAGACCGCUGUGCCACCCCUCCUCCAGUAUCUCAUACAACACUAUCUGCAACACAAACACACACACACAUACAAGCAACCAGCUCAUGAGAUCUAUCUCCCCAGCUGGCUUUCCUUAUGUGUGUCCACCCACCCCCACCUGCGGCCAUAUGACGUUGAAUGCCACAACAAACAGGAGCAUCUCGACUAUCUCCCAGUUGCUGGCGUUCUCCCCGACGCGCGACAGCAGCUUCAGCGACCCAUACGGCAACAUGUACACCAACACUGGAAGCCCACAAGACAGCAGGCUCACUGAACACGGACAACAGCAGCAUAGAUACCAUCAUCACGAGGAUCACGAGGAUAUGGGAUGUAUCCUUUGUUUCUCCUACGUGAGUGUCGUGUUUCGCUGAUGCGUGUGGCAAGGCCCGCGAAGAAGGCCAUCAGAGAGGCGCGUGUCAGACCCAUCUUAGGCCGGGAGAUCUCUCCUCC